Naegleria lovaniensis is the source of this 1911-nucleotide messenger RNA. RefSeq lists its product as uncharacterized. The transcript has a single exon. Lineage: Eukaryota; Heterolobosea; Eutetramitea; Acrasida; Naegleriidae. Bases 1 to 1911 code for a protein of 636 amino acids. The record is from RefSeq and is a predicted model, not a curated record.
AUGCCCAGAAGGAUCAUCAAAAGAAAAUCCUAUUCAACUUGCUUCGAAGCUUCGGAACAGGCACAAGUUUCUGCUAGUGGGAGUUGCAAUAAAGAAGAAAAUCUACAACAUGUAAAUGAUAAUAACGGUGAUAUAAUUUUUGAUUUAGUGAUGACUGAAAAUGAUUCCGGCAAUAUCGGAAGUGAUGAUCGUCAUGGUUCAACAACAGAACAUGAUAACGAACAGCAAUUAUUACUACCAACAGCUCUACCAGAAACACACAAAAAUUUAAAGAAGAAGCGAAGGUUCCAUAAAGCUUCUUCUUCUUCUGCAGAGUCUUCACAAUGCUCUUCUAAAACAAGCCCAGAGGACAAGGAAACAGAAAAAAUAACAUUCACUGCUUGUGAAACAGAACAAAUACCACUCCCAAUAGUAGAAAAAAUUCCAGAAGUUCAAGAUCAAUUACCAUCUCAUGAUAUACAACAUGCUCAAGAUGAAAACGAAACUAGGGAUCAAAAUCAUGAACAAAUAUCACUCCCAUUAGUAGAAAUAACGCCAGAAAUUCCAUUCGUACCAUUAACAUUGAAUGAAUUUUCUAAUCAACACAAUGAAAUGACAAAUCAAGAGCAAGCACAACCUGUAACAGAAAGUUCACCAUCAAAAAAGAGCAAGAAAAUUUAUACAAAUGAAAGUUCAAAAGAGAAUACAGCAGUCAACACUACUAAGAAAGCGUCGAGACCAAGGAAAAAGAAGAGCUCUUCAACUAACGUUGCUGACACGUUAAUAAUAGACAAAGAUAAUAAGGUAUCCAUUGGAGGGGACCUUUACUUAGUUAGGAAAGUGUCUAAUUUACAUGUUGUGGAUUUGAGCAAAUAUUUGUCGUCGCUCUAUUCCAAGAAGGAUCUACCAGGACCGCUUCAAGAACUAUUGGACAAUAAUAGAUAUUUGUUAACUGAUGAAAAAGUGAAAUUGAACCAAAAAAUGUAUAUUACGUGUACCAUGAACGCUAUACAAGAAACAACCAAGAAGAAAGUAUUACUAGUUCUAAAGGGAGCUGAACAUAUUGGAGGCAGUACCAUACAAUGUCACAUCUGUAGAGCUCAGGAUGGAGCCAAAUUGAUCUGUGACAACUCUACUCUCUUCAACAUACUUCACUUUGUGCAAAAAUAUAAUGUCGGUAAGGAAGAGGUCAACAUGAACUUUUCAUUUCCUGCCUUGCCCUGUGCAAUAAGCAUGUGUAAGGAUUGUAUUGAGACCCACGAUCAUGGAGAUUUCGAAUACUAUGCAACGAAUGGUCAUUUUAUUUGUCCUCAUUGCCGAUCAUGUUGCGUUAACCACAAAUGUUACACGAGACGUAAUUAUCCAAACGGAGGAAUAGUGAAAUACAAUGGACGAAAUGCAGAGGAAGUUUUUGUGAGCUUGGCUGCAAACAUUAAAUAUGAAGCAAAACACAAAACCACAGAAACGCCUCUCACUGAAAAGAAGGAGAGCCCAAAAGAAAAGUCAGAAGAUGGAAUUGUUGUAUCAAGUGAGGAGAAUCAAUCGGUAAUGGCCAUUGCCGAACCAACCGCAAAGCAGUUAGCCACAUCAUCCAGAAAUCUGUUGAGAAACGAGACCCCUAAAACAAAAACCACCAAGAAAUGCAGUGAUUCUCCUAAAUCUACAAUUAGUGUUGUUGACAAUUCAACUUCAGUGAAUAACGAGUGUGUUUCUUCCUCAUUGCCAUACACAAGACGCGGUUUUUGUGCAAACGAACUUAAAACAAGCUCUCCUUUCAAUCACGAAGCAGCCCAACAAGAUCCCACAACAACGCGAAAACUUAAGCUUUCCAAAGAGGUACUACAGCUGAAAACCGAUGCAGUGGCCAACUAUUUGAUCCAUUCCUUCUCGCGUCACUUUUCACACAGGCAGAAAGAAAACUCGGGGAUGUGA